AUGAUUAAUUUUGAUUAUGGGUCAGAUAGUAGCAGUAAACCUCUUUUAUUAAUCAUGGAGAAUAUUCAUAAAAAUAAUAUUCGACUGUCUGCAUCUGAAAUAUUGGUAUUUGUUCGGUACUUUGGCUUAUUAAUUGGAGAUUUUGUUCGCAAAAAUGAUCCAGUAUGGCAUUUGUAUAUACUUUUAAGACAAAUUCUCGAUUUAAUAACAUCUAUGUCAUUGCAAGUAGAUUCGUGUGAGCUCUUACAAACAUUAAUAGCUGAACACCAUGGCCUUUACCUUAUGUAUAGUAAACAAAAUAUUAAGCCAAAACAUCAUUUCAUGUUAUAUUACCACACUAUGUUAAACAAAUUUGGCCCCCUUGUAGCAUUAUGGUCAAUGAGGUUUGAGGCAAAACAUAGGAUAUCCAAAAUAGCUGCAAACACUACUAGCAAUAGACGAAAUAUAUGUAAAACGUUGGCAAUCAAACAUCAGUUGCAAUUAAACUAUACAUUUUUUAAAGGUUCAUUACCUACCCAUUUUGAAACAGGUCCUCCCAAGCUCCUGAGUGACUUAGAAUUGGAAGUUUUAAAAAAUGUUUUACAAUUUAGUUCUGUAGAAUCUAUUGUUAAGUGUCCUUGGGUGUUUGUAAAAGGUACCAAAUAUAAGCCAAAGCUAGUACUCACAUUAGAUAUACAUGAAAAUGAUCUUCCUAUAUUUGGAAUAAUAAAAGAUAUUGUUUUAUUUAAUGAUACUUUGGUAAUUUGUAAGUGUAAGCUUACUAACACUGUUGCAUUUGAUGAUCAUGUACCUAUUUUUAUAUGA
Messenger RNA from Acyrthosiphon pisum (pea aphid), 804 nucleotides. RefSeq lists its product as uncharacterized. The record is from RefSeq and is a predicted model, not a curated record. The transcript has a single exon. The coding region runs from base 1 to 804 and encodes 267 amino acids. NCBI's taxonomy places the organism in Eukaryota, Metazoa, Arthropoda, Insecta, Hemiptera, Aphididae.